GUACGCAUCGCACAGCUGGUGCAGUACUUCUUCUACAAGAACGUCUGCUUCAUGACUCCACAGUUUCUCUUCCAAUUCUACUGCGGAUUCUCUCACCAGACGCUCUAUGACAGCUCCUACCUCACCAUCUACAAUCUGUGCUUCACCUCGCUGCCCAUCCUGGCCUACGGCCUGCUGGAGCAGCAGCGCAGCAUGGCCCAGCUGGAGAGGCGACCCGCCCUCUACAGGACUAUCAGGCGCAACGCCCUCCUGUCCCGCCGCCCCUUUGUGUGCUGGACGCUGCUGGGGCUGCUCCACGCGUUCCUCUUCUUCUUCGGCUCCGUCGCCCUCCUGGGAGACGGCGUGGCCCUCAAGUCCAACGGGGAGGUGUUUGGACACUGGGAGCUGGGCACCUUGGUGUUCACUGUCCUGGUGGUGACCGUCAACCUGAAGCUGGCGCUGGACACUCGCUACUGGACGUGGGUGAACCACUUCGUCACGUGGGGGACGCUGAUCUUCUACGUCGCCUUCUCGCUCUUCUACGGCGGCGUGCACUGGCCGCUGCUUAAGGCACAGGGCAUGCGGGGCGUGUUUGCCGAGCUGCUGUCCAGCCUCUCGCUGUGGCUGGGCACGGUGCUGCUGGUCACCGCUUGCCUCGUGCCGGACGUCUUCCGCUCAGUCGCAGGGGGACACGCGUGGCCAGCGGGCGCCCAGGGGCUCUGCGUGGAGUGGUGUGAGAGGUCACGGGGGUCACGGGUCAGACUCAGGGAGGAUGACGACCAGCCAUUCUACGUUCCCUCCCCAGCCACAUGAUGAGUGGGACGCUGGCGAGGCUGCGGCCGUGGCGGUGGAGGCGGUGGAGGCGGUGGAGGCGGU
Petromyzon marinus (sea lamprey) is the source of this 855-nucleotide messenger RNA. Lineage: Eukaryota; Metazoa; Chordata; Hyperoartia; Petromyzontiformes; Petromyzontidae. The record is from RefSeq and is a predicted model, not a curated record.